UCUGUUGAUUAUUUUUAAACAAUUUUUUGAAUUUUCUUUUCUAAUUAAUAGCCCUUGUCAACAAUUAAAUAUGACAGCAAUACCUUCAACAAUUUAUAGGGCUCUAUGUCGUCUUGGGGACAAACUAGUUUAUCCAAUUUUGCCCAGCUUUGCCAAGCCAGCGUGGAAUCACCCUGCCGGCCCCAAAACAGUUUUCUUUUGGUCUCCAACAAUUAAAUGGGUACUUGUAGGUGCUGGAAUAUCUGAUUUGACUAGACCUGCCUCGAAAUUGAGUAUUAAUCAGAAUGCCUCAUUAGCCGCAACAGGCGCUGUUUGGACACGUUAUUGUUUUGUAAUUGUUCCAAAAAAUUAUUAUUUGGCUAGUGUUAACUUUUUUGUUUUUUGCACGGGAAUGGUUCAAAUACUUCGUAUUGGACAUUAUCGGUAUAUAAUACAGCCAAAAUUAGAAGAAAAUGAGGAGUUGAAGAAAGUUUCAAAUUAA
Molecule: messenger RNA, 481 nt
Organism: Meloidogyne enterolobii
Lineage: Eukaryota; Metazoa; Nematoda; Chromadorea; Rhabditida; Meloidogynidae
Source: the annotation of a GenBank genome assembly